UCAAGUGAAGAUUUUGCUCUGGUAAGCUAAUCAAGCUCUCUGCUUUGAGAUUUUCUUUCGUUUUCUUCCACAUUUUCCCGAGAAAAUAAAAGCUUUAGCCUUUUUUUUUCGUCUUUGUUCUCGGGUCAAGUUUCUGUCGAAACAUGAUCAAACUCUUCUUAGGAAUGUCUGGUUUUGUGUGUGUCUUCGCGAUCUUCGUCUUCUUCUCUAUUUUCUCGAGAAAAGCUAAGAACUUUGUUUCAAUUUCAGGGUUUACAAGGAGAGAAAUUUCAUCUUGUCGGCGAAAUCUCAAAGUGGUUUAAAGGUUUUGCCCAAAUGUCUCAGAGACUUCAUGUUUGCAAAAAAUGUGGAAAAAAGUUUGCAACUUUAAAAGGUGUCUAUGGUCAUCAGAGGAUCCAUUCUGGUAAUUACAAUAGAAUCGAAGAUGAUAAUGGUUUGCAAAAGAUUUGGGGUCUUAAGAAGUCUAGGGUUUGCUCUGUUUCAGCUUCUGAUCGAUUCAAAGGAUCUUCUUUUAUGACUGAGAUUAAGAAACAUGAGGUGAUUGAAGCUGCAAUGAACUUGGUUAUGUUGUCUAGACGAGUUUAUGACUUUGCUUCUAUCAGAAAUUUGCCUCUGGGUGUUGAUUUCAUGGAUUUAGAGCUUAAACCUAGUCCUUUGAGAAGUAAAUUGCAGAAAAAAACUCAGUCUACCUAUAAAUGUCGUAUAUGUGACAAGAGUUUUGUGUGUUCUCAAGCUCUUGGUAGCCACCAAAGACUUCACAGAUCGAUGAAAGGGCAUUUAGUGCGUAAAAGGGAGUACAUUGAGGAUGAUAGUUCACUGUUGGACUCAUCAGAAGCUAAGAUGAUUGUUUCACAACCAUUAAGCGUUGAAGUCUCUCAGGAGAAGAUCUUACAUUGUGCUGAGUCCAAACUAGAUGACUUCAGCGAACAGCUUGCUCACUCGGAUUUCGACAAGUCUAGUAGUUGCAGUAAAACCAGGUUCAGUGCAUUACAUUCUCCUAUGAGAAGUAAAUCUCACUUCAGCUAUAGAUUCAAAAUAUGUGGCAAAAGUUUUGGGUGUUCUCAAGCUCUAGGUGGUCACCAAACACUUCACAGAUCGAUUAGAGGACAAUUACCGUGUAAAGAUGAUAAUUCGCUGUCUGACUCAUUAGAAGCUAAGAACAUUGUUACACAACGAUCAAGCUUUGAACUUUCUCAAAAGGAGAAGAUCUUACAACGUGUUGAGCCGAAACUAGAGUUCCACGAACGGCUUACUCACUCUGGUUUCGACAAAUCUAGUACUUGUAGUAAAGCCAAUUUCAGUGCAUUCCCUUCUCCUCUAAAAGCUAAGAAGAUUGUUUCACAACCAUCAAGCUUUGAAGCCUCCGUGGACGAAAAGUUCUUACAUCGUUUUGAGCAGAAACUAGACUUCAGCAAACAACUUGCUCACUCGGGUUUCGACAAUUCUAGUAGUUGCAGAAAAACCAAGUUCAGUGCAUUACAUUCUCCUCUGAAAAGUAAAUCUUACUCCAGCUAUAGAUUCAAAAUAUGUGGCAAGAGUUUUGUGUGUUCUCAAGCUCAAGGUGGUCACCAAAAACUUCACAGAUCUGAAGAUGGUAAUUCAUUCUCUGGCGUGACUGACUCAGAAGCUAGCAAGAUUGUUUCACAACCAUCAAGCUACAAGUCUCAGGGGAUAUAAAAUGUCAGUGCUUUGAUGUUUCCAAGUGUUACCAAAGCUUUUGAGGUUUCACAUUAUACCAGAUUACUACAGAGAAAAGGUAGAUAUGUGUUCAUCUAUAUAGAAUCUUCAGAUUGAUUGAACAAUUAGGUAUGUGUUAGAAAUUAGAGAUUGAAACUUUAGAAUGAUUUGAUUUGCAAAUGUGUAUAGUUGUGACAUUUUCCUCUAUUUUUUUCUACUCUUUUGAUAUAGUACAGAUAUGAAAAAACCAGGUUUUGUUAGUUUGAAACUAUCCUUGAGCUCUGUCCAAUUCUUUGGUUCGAAUACAAUUUCUUCUUCUAGAGUAUAUGUUUCCACCUUCAUGUCUGAGUCUCUAAGACACAGAAUCAAUCAACCUUAUUAGGCCAAAGUGAAAUUGAUAAUUUUAUUGGUCCAAUUAAUCCAAACGAACAGAUUUUUCG
Arabidopsis lyrata subsp. lyrata is the source of this 2117-nucleotide messenger RNA. RefSeq names its product zinc finger protein 11. The transcript has a single exon. Bases 316 to 1677 code for a protein of 453 amino acids. The record is from RefSeq and is a predicted model, not a curated record. NCBI's taxonomy places the organism in Eukaryota, Viridiplantae, Streptophyta, Magnoliopsida, Brassicales, Brassicaceae. Gene Ontology annotation, molecular function: DNA-binding transcription factor activity.